This is a messenger RNA of Closterium sp. NIES-65, 2679 nucleotides long. The record is from the annotation of a GenBank genome assembly. NCBI's taxonomy places the organism in Eukaryota, Viridiplantae, Streptophyta, Zygnematophyceae, Desmidiales, Closteriaceae.
AUGGUGGUGCAUCGGAAGAGAGUGGGACUGGAUGGGGAGGAAUUGGAGGACAGGGCAGAGGAGGAGGAAGGAGAGGAAGGAGAUGGAUCAGCAGUAUCAGGGUUUAGCAGGUUGAUUCAUUCUGACAGCAUGGUGGUGCACCGCAGGAGAGCGGGAUUGGAUGGGGAUUCUCAGGAGGAAUUGGAGGGAGAGGAGGACGAGGAGGAUGACGAGGAUGAAGAGGGAGAGGGCGAGGCAGUUUUAGGGUUUCGCAGGUUGAUACACUCGGACAGCGUGUUGAUACAACGGAAGAGAGUGGGGAAGCCUGAAAGGAGGAUGGCUGACAUUGAGGAGGAAGAGGGUGCAGGAGCGGUGGAGGAAGCAGCAGGAGAGGAUGAGGAGGAUGAGGGGAAUGAGGAGGAUAAGGGGGAGGGCAGGGAGGGUGCGUGGAAAGAAGGGGGGAAUGGGAGUGGGAAUUUGGUGUUGGAAGAAGAAGGGGGGGAUGAGGAAUCGGAAGGUCUGAGUGACGAAGACGAGGAAGAUGAGUUGGAAGGCGUGGAUAAGGAGGAAACCAGCUGGGAGGAGAAAGGGUUACAUCUGCGAAGGAGGUUGGUGCAUUCUGAUAGCUUGGCUGUGAACCGGCUUAAAAGGAGGACAGGCCGUUCCCCGAGCACAAGUUCAGAUGAACAUUCGGGUGAAAUUUCAGGUGAAACUUCCAGUACUUUCGCCUCUGCUGCUCCUCCUGCUCGUGCAAGGCGGUUUGUGCACUCGGACAGUCUGUCAGUUGCAAGGCUGAGGGGAGUGGUCACAAGCGCACACAGCAAAGGAGACGAGGGUCAAGAAGCGGAUCAGGCAAGGGAAGAGGUGGAAGAGGAAGAGGAGGAGGAGGACGAAGAGGAGGUAGAAGUGGCAGUGCCGGUGUUCCCACAUUCGGACAGUAUAGUGGUCGCAAAGGUGCAGGGUCUCGAGUGGACUCAAGAAGAGGACGAGGAGGAAGAGGAGGAGGAAGAGGAGGAGGAAGAGGAGGAGGAAGAGGAGGAAGAGGUAGAAGUGGCAGUGCCGGUGUUCCCGCAUUCGGACAGUAUAGUGGUCGCAAGGGUGCAAAGCCUUGAGUCGACUCAAGAAGAGGAUGACGAAGAUGAGGAGGAGGAGGAAGAGGGGGAAGAGGAGCAAGACGUGCGAGUGCCGGUGUUCCCACAUUCGGACAGCAUAGUGAUCACAAGGGAGCGUAAGAGACGGAGACCCAGACUCACAGUGCCUCGGCUCGCAGGCAUACACGGCAUGAGGCCUGCUAGUCAGAGCGCCAGGCUCUACCUUCCCCAGGUGAACCCUCCCAGGGCCACAGGCACUAAGCUUGCCAGUCAAAGCGCCAGGCUCUACCUUCCUCAGGUGAACCCUCCCAAGGCGGCAGGCGCAAAGCUUGCCAGCCAAAGCGCCAGGCUGGACCCGCCCCAGUUGAACCUUCCCAGGGCACCAGGUACAAAGCUUGCCAGCCAGAGCGCCAGGCUGAGCCUUCCCCAGGUGAACCUUCCCAAGGCAGCAGGAGGCAUAGGCAGCCUGAUGCCUGCGAGUCAAAGUGCCAGUCGCCUCCCAUAUGCAGGCCCCAUCUCUCUCCCUUAUGCAGUCCCCAUUCUUCUCCCACCCACAGUCCCCAUCGCUCUCCCUUAUGCAGCCCCCGUCCUGGUCCCACACACAGCUCCCGGCUCUCUCCUUCAUGCACCCUCCGCAUUUCAACCACACACAGCCCUCGUUGCUCUCCUUCAUGCAGCCCGCGCCCCUCUCCCCCAUACAGUCCCCAGUCACCUCCCAUAUGCAGGCCCCAUCUCUCUCCUUCAUGCACCCCCCGCAUUUCAACCACACACAGCCCUUAUUGCUCCCCCUCGUGCAGCCCCCGCCCCUCUUCCUUAUGCUCCUCCCAUCCCUCUCCCUUGUCCAGCCCGCGCAUCAGCGCCACACCCCCGCCCCUCUCCUUUAGGCGGGCACCAUAAUUAUCCCCUCCCAGCAACCUGUGCUGCCCCUGGUGCUUCCACUGGUUCUGCUGCUAGUUCUGCUGGUGCCUCUGGUGCCCCUGGUCUUGCUGCUUCCUCUCCUGCCCUCUCAUACACCCCACAUGGCUCCACCUCUCUUCCAAUCUCCAGAAAAGCACUCGCUGCUGCUGCCAGGGCUGCUGUCGCCGCUACAGCUGCUACAGCCUCUCCAGCCGCCUCUCCCUCGGUGCACUCUGCUGCACCGACUUCCUCAUCAGCUCAUGGCACGAGCUUCGCUACAGAUACAGACACUUGCCGUCGCAGUGCAACGCUGCCUGUCUCCAGACAAUCACUCACUGUCGCUGCUAGGGCCGCUGUAGCCGCUACAGCUGCUACAGCCUCUCCAGCCGCCUCUCCCUCGGUGCACUCUGCUGCACCGACUUCCUCAUCAGCUCAUGGCACGGGCUUCGCUACAGAUACAGACACUUGCCUUCGCACCGGAUUUUUUCCCCCCUCCCCUUCCCGCCCCCUCCUCGCUCUCCUCCCCUCUCCUCCUACCCCCCACUUCACCUUCCCCUCCUCCUCCUUCCCCCUCUCCUCACCCCUCUCCUUCCCCCGUCGUACCCCCUCUCCGCCGUUUCCCCCUCAUUCUUCCCAAAUCCCGUCUCGCCCACCUACUCGGGAGGGCACGUGCCGUGGUGGUGCUUUUUAUCCUUUCCCCUCUUCUCCUUGA